AUGGAUCCAUCAGACCUCGAGCAGAAAAUGCUGGAAGCCGCGAUCGCGGCCUCGCUUCAAGAGUUUCAUAAACAGCGCCCGGGGUCGUCUUCUCAGUCUGCACCAUCUGAUGACAAGAAUGAAGUCUAUCAAAUUGCAUCAAAGUCACCUUCGAAAGCCUCCUCUCCAGUUACCAGCCCUUCAAAGAUACCCAAUCGGCCAAAGCGAUCACCCCAGACGUCCCCACUUCCCGGGAGUCAGGUCGUGGAUCUCACCAACGACUCGGACUCAGACUCGGACGUGAAAGAAAUCUUUCCAAAGUCCAAGUCAGUCAUCUCCUCUGAGACAGACGAGGAACCUGUCAAAGAUGUGGGGGAUGAUUACAGCGACGACGAUCUAAAGCGGGCGAUUGCAAUGUCCCUUGAAGGCAGUCAGCAUGGCGUCGAGGCAGCAGACACCGCGAUCGAUAAGCCCCAGGGGAUUUUCGGUAUUGAUCGAAAGCAGAUGGAGCAGGAACGUCUUGCUCGUCUCGCCAAGCGCAAAGCUGAGAGCUCCCCUCCGCUCAACCAGCCGGCUCCCAAGGCCGCCAAGAUCACUGGUCAUCAGCCUCUCUCAACUACUCAAGCUUCAACCACUCAAGCUUCAUCGCAGCAGAGGGCUUCAGUUCCCAGUAAUUACACUAAUACGACUACCAGAGACGCCGGGGUCCAACCAACAGCCCAGCCACUCAUGCAGUAUCCUCUCGGGGUUGUCAAAAAGACGCACGUGGCAAACAAGCUCCGCACCGGGAAUGAUAUUACAAUCGAGGAGGUUUUUCAACGGGCAGACCUGAAUGUUGCAGUGCUGAGUUCAUUCAUGUGGGAUAUUGAAUGGCUUUUCUCUAAGCUCGACACUAGAAAGACCAGGUUUAUUCUCAUGAUGGGUGCGAAGGAGGAAGCUACGCGCAGCCAAUAUCGCCGGGAGACGGCAUCUAUGCGUACUCUUGACUUGUGCUUCCCGCCGAUGGAACCACAAGUCAACAAUAUGCAUUCGAAACUCAUACUCCUCUACCAUCCCGGGUAUCUACGAGUUGCCGUUCCGACUGCAAAUCUCACCCAAGCCGAUUGGGGAGAAAAUGGCCUGAUGGAAAAUACUAUUUUUUUGAUCGAUCUUCCCAGGAUUGAGCUCGGGGUGAAGAUCGAAAAGUCCAACACCUCUUUCAAAGAAGAGCUGAUCUACUUCUUGAAAGCUUCCGGGUUGCGCAGUGACGCUAUUAAAGCUCUUGAUGAGUUUGAUUUCAGCAAGACUGCACGAUAUGCGUUUGUACACACUAUCGGUGGAUCUCGAACCGGCGAAUCGUGGAAACGGUCUGGAUAUUGCGGGCUCGGCCGCGCUGUGACACAGCUUGGUUUGCAGCCAUCUGGACCCAUCAACAUUGCCUAUGUGGCUUCAUCAAUUGGAUCUUUGACCGAUGAAUUCCUUCGCGCCAUUUAUCUUGCGGCUAAAGGUGAUGAUGGUCUUACGGAUUACAAACUUCGCAACACUCGAGAUUCCAGUGCCAAGACCAAUGAUCUGCAGCGCAGGGAAAUGAUCCAGUUGGGCCAAGAGUGGCAGAAUCGGUUCAACGUGUAUUUCCCCUCAGACCAGACUGUGCGUCUCGCACAUGUGAAUCCCGAUCACACUGCAGGGACUGUAUGCUUCUCGUCGCGUUGGUGGCUUGGCGCAAAGUUCCCCCGGGGCAUCUUGAAGGAUUGCGAGAGUGAGCGGGGAGUGUUGAUGCACAACAAGCUCAUGUACGUGUGGCCUUCGGAGCCCAUUCAUAUGCCUGAUGGCAGCGAGUGUAAGGGUUGGGCAUAUGUCGGAAGUGCCAACAUCUCGGAGAGUGCCUGGGGCCGCUUGGUCAAAGAUCGCUCCACCGGCCAACUGAAGCUGAACUGCCGUAACUGGGAGUGUGGUGUGCUGGUGCCCGUUACCUCUCCUGGCGGCAGGGCCUACUCCCAAGCAAGCGAUGCUACCACUGCCACACUCGAUGCUGCUCCCGCCAGCCAAUUACAACCUCAACUCCCAGCCCAGAUCUUCCAAGAUACCAUCCCGGUUCCCAUGAAGCUUCCUGGUGCAGACUUGACUGAGAGUCGCGCCCCGUGGUUCUUCCAGGAGUAA
Messenger RNA from Penicillium cataractarum, 2118 nucleotides. RefSeq lists its product as uncharacterized. The record is from RefSeq and is a predicted model, not a curated record. Gene Ontology annotation, cellular component: nucleus. Gene Ontology annotation, molecular function: single-stranded DNA binding; double-stranded DNA binding; 3'-tyrosyl-DNA phosphodiesterase activity. Bases 1 to 2118 code for a protein of 705 amino acids. Lineage: Eukaryota; Fungi; Ascomycota; Eurotiomycetes; Eurotiales; Aspergillaceae. The transcript has 8 exons. Gene Ontology annotation, biological process: double-strand break repair; single strand break repair.